AUGCUCUAUAUUCUUACUAUUCUUGCCCUAUUUCUACGAGAAACACUUUCAUUAUCGUGCGGAAUUUGUCCAGACGGGACAAAAUGUGAUAGUAACACGGGGAUUUGUCGCCCAUUUCGUCAGUUAGAUACAUCGCCACCUAGCCGUUCUUGUGGAAUAUGCCCUGCAGGGACUAUGUGUGACUCAAAUACAGGUGUUUGUCGUCCAUUUCGAGUCGCAGGCGAUGAUCCACGUCCGAAUUUUUGCGAUGGAGUUAUUUGCCCACCUGGAUUUUUAUGCGAUAAUAAUACAGGCGUCUGUAGAAAGUUCAGGCUACCCACUCUGUCGUCUUACAAAAGAAAACAAAGAGUAGAGAGGGGCCAAAUAAGAAAGAAGAGAUACACAAACCGAUGUAUAAGUGUUCUAUGUCCACAAGGAACCCAAUGCGAUUCAAAUACAGGAAUAUGUAGACAGUUCCGACCUCUAACGAGCAUACCAACCGCAAGCGAUCCGUGCAUAGGAGUCGUAUGUCCACAAGGUACACAAUGUGAUACAAAUACAGGGAUAUGCAGGCAAUUCCGACCGCUUCCGAAUCCGCCAUUUGCUUCUGAUCCAUGUGAACGAGUCACUUGUCCGCAAGGAACUCAAUGUGACUCCAAUACAGGAAUAUGUCGACCAUUUCGCCCCGUUCCUCCAGCGGCAUCAGAUCCAUGUGAUCGAAUUACUUGUCCACAAGGAACAACGUGUGACACUAAUACAGGGAUUUGUCGUCCUUUCCGACCAUUGCCGAAUCCACCAACUGCUGCUGACAAGUGUGAUGGCGUCCUAUGUCCACAAGGGACUCAGUGCGAUAGCAAUACAGGAAUAUGCCGACCAUUUCGACCAACGCCUAAUUCACCCAUAGCAAAUGAUCCAUGUUCAGGAGUAGUCUGUCCACAAGGAACAAAUUGUGACAUGAACACAGGAAUAUGUAGACCAUUUCGACCAGCGUCAGAUGACGUAGUCGAUCGUUGUCAAUCUGUUAUUUGUCCACAAGGUAGUGACUGUGAUAAAAACACAGGCACAUGUCGGCCAUUUCGAACGGCUGAUAGCGAAACAGUAACGUGUCCUGAGAAUUCCUACUAUAGUGAUUGUGCUUCACCUUGUCCAUAUACAUGUACAGAUAUUAGUAAACGUUGCGAUCAAUCAUGUAUCCCUACAUGUGUGUGCAAAGAUGGAUUUGUACAGGCUAGCAUAACGGAUACAACAUGUGUACGAUCAGAUCAAUGUAAUGUUUACAAAACAGACCGAUGUUCUGUCCUACAAUGUCCAUCCGAUAUGACAUGUUUGGAAGGAUAUUGUAAUCCUAAACAAUGUCCGUUAGUGUAUUUGUCGGGCACAGAUCUACCACUUCGUACAAAUCUCGAAGUGGUGCGAAUAAUGAAAGCAUUGAAUGGGUCAAUCAACACGGAUAUUGAACAAUUUGAACAAGAUCGAUAUCGAAUGAUGGAGGGUAUCCAUCCACCAGUACCACUUUACAAAUCAGCUAUGUCAGUAGCAAUACCACGAAGAGCUGCAAAUUUUAUGUUACGCAGUACAAGAGUGAAGAAAUUGUUGGAAUAUCUCAGUCAUACAUGGAUUCCUGACGAAUCUUUCUGGACAUCUGUGGCCGGGAAUGCAGUUUUACUGAGAGUACCUGGUUCAUAUCGAGCGAGAGACAUUCUGUGGCUUCGUAAACAUCUGCACAUGGUACCACCUCUGGAACAAAGCAUAAACAAUGUUGGAACAAGUUACAUUGGAAGAUAUCAAGUAUGGGAACGGGAGAAUCGUUGCUAUGGUCGCAUAACGAGUUGGUCUUGUGUAUUUGGAGUACUGGACAUCCCAACACUUCUGAAUAGACCAGAACUAAUCGUUCAUAAAAUGUAUCUGGAUACCGAACCAGCUGCUUUUAUGUGCCUCCUAAAGGAGCUUCGAAGAAGGAGUCGUAAUCCAAUUGAUUUCGAUGCACGAAGUUAUGCUGAAAUGCCCACCGUUGAAUUGAGCAAUGGUAAACGUAUCACCGAAUUAACUCAUCCGGAAUGGUUGAUGAGGAGUUCAUUUCAUAAAUUUUACUAA
Necator americanus (New World hookworm) is the source of this 2073-nucleotide messenger RNA. RefSeq lists its product as uncharacterized. The coding region runs from base 1 to 2073 and encodes 690 amino acids. Gene Ontology annotation, molecular function: acetylglucosaminyltransferase activity. The record is from RefSeq and is a predicted model, not a curated record. The transcript has 19 exons. Lineage: Eukaryota; Metazoa; Nematoda; Chromadorea; Rhabditida; Ancylostomatidae. Gene Ontology annotation, cellular component: membrane.